CCGGCCAGUCUCGCGACCUCACCCAAGUGUACGCAGCGAGCUCUCCUACGUCAUCACGGGGCGCCGCCGCCCCUGCCCCUAUUUCGCGGGAGAACUUGUUGGCGCGAAUGGAAUCCGAACCCCGUUAGGGCUCUUCAGCCGCCGUCGGCCUGUCUGUCCCCGUGUCCCCCGCCACUCGCUCCCCGGACAGCUAUGGAUAUCCGGAAAUUCUUUGGGGUUGUUCCAAGUGGAAAGAAACUUGUUAAUGAGACAGUAAAAAAGAAUGAGAAUACAAAGACUGUUGAAGGAACAUCAAAAACGAAAAAAGGAACAAAGGAAAUCAAGGUGAAAACUUCUUCCAAAGAAGAUGAUGUAAAACGAAAACAUGCAAACAAGAAAAAGAGAAUUAUCUAUGAUUCAGACUCAGAGCCAGAAGAGACAAUACAGGUAAAAAAUACUCAAAACCGAUCAGAGAAAUUGCCGAUGUCUUCUAAACCUCAGAAAAUUCCAAGGCAGGAUCCUGUUCUGUAUGUUUCAGAAACAGAUGAAGAAGAUGAGUUUACUUAUAAGAAGACUUCCCUUAAACCAAAAGAAAAUGGGAUAUCUUCAAGUAGUCAUAUUAGAGCAUCGAAUGGGAAGAAAGAUACUGGAAAAAAACCUCAGAUUAAGAAUAAGCCUUUGUCACCAAUAAAACUUACACCUACAUCAGUCCUUGAUUACUUUGGAACUGGAAGUGUUCAAAGAUCAGAAAAGAAGCUAGUUGCAAGCAAAAGAAGAGAGCCUUCACAGAAUACAAAUGAUUCCAGAUUAGCUGAUGAAGCUGUUGCUGAGCAACUGCAAAUUGAAGAGAAUUCAGAGCUUGAGAAGCAGCUGCAUGAGGAUGAAGAAUUUGCCAGAACGUUGGCAAUGUUGGAUGAAGAACCCAAGAACAAAAAGGCCCGAAGGAAUUUGGAAGAGAGAGAGACAUUUUCAUCUGACCGAAUUAAUUCAAGCAAAUCAGAAAAACAUAAAGUAAAAACAUCAAAUUUUUCACAUGAAAGCAAGAAUCACAAUUUGAACAAGCAUACUAAAAGUGAAGAUUCAAGAGAUUCUCAAUCCCAUGCAAAGUCAUCACCUCAUAAAGUACAUGGCAAAAUAAAGGAAGAACCCUCUGCUUUGCAAGUCAGCUCUAAGCUGGCACUCCUGAAAAAAAGAGACGAGAGUGGUUACCAAAAAAAGGAAUCCACAGAGUCAGGAAAAAAAGAAAAUCAAGUUGUAGUAAAAGAAGAGAGAAAAUCUCCCAAGAAAAAUAAAAUUUCUCCAUCUAAAACAGAGUCUGUAAGUCCUGAAGAUAAUGAAAAGAAGCGUACUAAUUACCAAGCUUAUCGAAGCUACCUGAAUCGAGAGGGUCCCAAAGCUCUAGGCUCUAAAGAGAUUCCAAAAGGAGCUGAAAAUUGCCUGGAAGGCCUAACAUUUGUAAUCACAGGAGUUCUGGAAUCUAUUGAACGAGAUGAAGCCAAGUCUCUAAUUGAGCGGUAUGGGGGAAAAGUAACUGGAAAUGUCAGCAAAAGAACAAGUUACCUUGUUAUGGGACGUGAUAGUGGGCAAUCUAAAAGUGACAAGGCUUUGGCUUUGGGAACAAAAAUUAUUGAUGAAGAUGGCCUAUUAGAUCUCAUUCGGACCCUGCCUGGCAAGAAGUCCAAAUAUGAAAUAGCAUUUGAAGCUGAGGUAAAGAAGGAAAAAUCAAAAUUGGAGAAAACACCACAAAAAGCUGAUCAAGGAAAAAGUAAAACUAGCCCAAAUAAGAAGGACUCUGAAUCUAAAAAGAACAAGUUAACUCCCAAAAAAGACAGUUCCAGGAAAUCAAUCAGAACAGAAACCAGUGAAUUUCAAAAAGGCCUGGACUUCAAGCAGGUGGAUGGGGAGAAGAAAAAUGUCUUAAACCUGGAGAAAUAUGUUGCUGACCAAAGCAAAGACAAAGCUGAGGGUUUGCUUUGGGUGGAUAAAUAUAAGCCCACCUCUCUUAAGACCCUAAUCGGACAGCAAGGUGACCAGAGUUGUGCUAACAAACUCUUAAGAUGGCUCCGCAGCUGGCACAAGAACACGUGUGAAGAUAAGAAACAUGUUAAAGUUAGUAAAUUUGGUGGCAAAGAUGAUGGUUCCAGUUUUAAAGCAGCACUGCUGUCAGGUCCACCAGGGAUUGGCAAAACAACUACAGCUUCCCUAGUGUGUGAGGAAUUGGGGUAUAGUUAUGUGGAACUGAAUGCAAGUGACACCCGGAAUAAAAGCAGUUUGAAAGAUAUUGUUGCUGAGUCACUGAAUAACACCAGCAUCGAAGACUUCUAUACAGGUGCGGCUCCUUCAGGAGGCACAAAACAUGCUCUGAUCAUGGAUGAGGUAGAUGGAAUGGCAGGCACUGAAGAUAGGGGAGGAAUUCAGGAACUAAUUGGCCUGAUCAAACACACAAAAAUACCCAUUAUUUGUAUGUGUAAUGACCGAAAUCAUCCGAAAAUUCGUUCCUUAGUACAUUAUUGCUUUGAUCUUCGGUUUCAGAGACCUCGGGUCGAACAGAUUAAGGGUGCUAUGAUGUCCGUUGCUUAUAAAGAGGGUUUAAAGAUUCCUCCCUCAGCUAUGAAUGAAAUUAUUCUGGGAGCAAAUCAUGAUAUUCGACAGGUUUUGCAUAAUCUUAGCAUGUGGUGUGCAGAAAGCAAAGCCCUAACCUAUGACCAAGCUAAAGCUGAUUCCAACAGGGCCAAAAAGGAUAUCAAACUGGGUCCAUUUGAUGUUGCCCGGAAAGUGUUUGCUGCUGGGGAAGAGACUGCUCAUAUGUCGCUUAUGGACAAAUCUGAUCUCUUCUUCCACGAUUAUUCCAUAGCACCUCUUUUUGUCCAGGAAAACUACUUACAUGUAAAACCUGCUGCUGCCGGAGGGGAUAUGAAAAAACAUUUGAUGCUUUUGAGCAGAGCAGCAGAUAGUAUAUGUGAUGGUGACUUAGUUGAUAGACAAAUUCGAAGUAAGCAAAACUGGAGCCUUCUGCCAACGCAGGCCAUUUACUCUAGUGUUCUUCCUGGAGAGUUGAUGAGAGGUUACAUGACUCAGUUUCCUUCUUUCCCAAGUUGGUUGGGUAAAUUGUCAUCUACAGGCAAACAUGAUCGCAUUGUUCAAGAAUUAGCGUUACACAUGAGUCUUGAAACUCACUCCAGCAAAAGGACUGUCAACUUGGAUUACCUUUCACACAUGCGGGAUGCACUUGUUCUUCCCUUGACAUUACAUGGGACAGAAGGUGUACAGAAUGUGGUUGAACUCAUGGAUACAUACCAUCUCAUGAAAGAAGACUUUGAAAAUAUCAUGGAAAUAAACAUUUGGGGAGGCAAACCGAGUUCCUUUUCUAAGCUGGAUCCCAAGGUUAAGGCAGCUUUUACUCGAGGCUACAAUAAAGAGGUGCAUCUCACACCAUAUUCACUUCAGGUAACAAAGACAUCUAAACAUAGUAGAGGACCAUCACUGAGUUCAGACUACAGUGAUGAAUUAAAUGAAGAUGAAUCCCAGUCUGAGGAGAAGGACCACGAUGGUAUUGAAACUGAUGCUAUGAUCAAGCAGAAAAGGACAACAUCUUCAAAGUCUUCAAAACCAGAAAAAGAUACAGAGAACAAAAAAGCAAAGGGGAAAAAUUCACAAAAAACCUAAGUAAAUUGAGUUAUCCCGCAUUGACAACCACUCUGUAAUAACUGGUGUUGGUUGGAGCUUCUGGACAAAGCCUUGUAUCGAUCACAAUUGUGGCUUGGCAGUAAUGUUACUGUUUGUUCCAUCUCAUUAUUCAGAGAACUAUGGCACAAUUAGAAAGGUUUAACAGUUGGCUAAAAAUGCUCCUCUUAUAGAGGGUGGUUUGACUGCUUGUUCUUCCACUUUUCAGUGGCAACAUAAUUACAUCAUUGUGCUUCAAAGCUACCAUGUAAAAUUCUUACGAAAUGCAGGCUUUGGAGUAAGAUUUUAGUAGUCAAAUAUUAACAUGCCUAGGUUCAUCAAUAACAUAGUAACUUUGGAAUGGAAUGUAUUCUAAUAGCCUUCAUAGGGCCAAUGUCUCUCUCUUUUUUUUAAACUAGUUACUAUUAUGUGGUGAAAUUUUGUAAAUAGAACAUAAUGAGAAAACCACUACCCAGAUGUGGGUAUUUCUUUUGUAUAUUGUCAAAUAUGUCACAAAAAUCUGCAAUAAAAUUACUUUUACAUGAUAA
Molecule: messenger RNA, 4190 nt
Organism: Vombatus ursinus (common wombat)
Lineage: Eukaryota; Metazoa; Chordata; Mammalia; Diprotodontia; Vombatidae
Gene: RFC1
Product: replication factor C subunit 1
Exons: 25
Coding region: 193-3645 (1150 amino acids)
Biological process (GO): DNA repair; DNA replication
Cellular component (GO): nucleus; DNA replication factor C complex
Molecular function (GO): DNA clamp unloader activity; ATP hydrolysis activity; ATP binding
Source: RefSeq, a predicted model, not a curated record